UGGUCACGUAUACUUGAUUUACCUGAAAAUGAACCUCUAUCAUUAGUACCAUUUAUUGAUUUUGCUAAUCAUAAUUUAAAUGCUAGUGCACGUUGGUUUAUUGAUGAUGAAACACAUAAUUUAAUUCUUCGAUCGGAACGUAAAUUAAAUCCAGAUGAAGAAAUUACAAUUAAUUAUGGAUUAAAGUCAAAUGAAGAAUUAUUAUAUUUAUAUGGUUUUACAUUAUCUAAUAAUCCAAAUGAUCGUGUCACAUUACCAGUUAGUCUAUUACCUGAUGAUAUUUUACUUGAAGAUAAACUUCAAUUAAUUCAAGAAUUAAAAUUACCUCCUCGAUUGACUUUAGAUAUUAAUGGUCAUCUUAAUAAUGAAUCAAAUCGAUUAGUAAAAAUUUUAAGUGCACAAACAUAUGAAACAAUUAAUAAAGAAAAUGAAUAUUAUAAACCAUAUCUUCUUAACUUAUUUAAUGAAUAUCUUAACAAGCUGAAUAUGUGUUCUGAUGAUGAUAAUGAAAAAUUUAUUAAAUAUUAUCUUUAUAGUCAAAAAUUAAUUAUUCAAAAAGCGAUAGAUAAUUUGAAAUAA
Rotaria sordida is the source of this 579-nucleotide messenger RNA. Lineage: Eukaryota; Metazoa; Rotifera; Eurotatoria; Philodinida; Philodinidae. The record is from the annotation of a GenBank genome assembly.